AGCUCUCAACAAACAACGAUCACAUUAUUGUGUUUUAUUUCUGAUUUAUUACAAAAGAAUCAAUGUGAGCGAUGUUUACAGACAUAAAUAACGCUCUGAAUAUUAACACUGACUUCUUAAGGAAUCCAUGUCUGAUAGGAAUUGGUGAAAAUGGGGCUGAUUGCUCAUUUUUGAUACAUCACUUCAUUUCUCUUUAUCUCAAGAAUGGUGUUACAGUUGUUUUGAUCAGUUUCAAACAAGCUUUGAACCAUUUCAACGGGGUUGGAGCUAAGAUCGGGUGCAAUUUAUUGAAAUUUAAAGAACAAAAUAGGUUUGGCUAUGUUGAUGGUCUUCGAAAUCUCUCUCAGUGUGUUAAUAAUGGGAUCGGAAAUGCAGCAUAUUCAUGGACAAACUGUGUUAAUGAUGUUGGGCACAUUGAUAGUAUGGCACUCAUGAAAGAAAUUAUAUUUCACAUGUCAAGUAUUACAGAGAAGAUGCAGGAACCUGGAGCAAUGACAUUGAUAAUAGACAAUAUAACACCUUUGCUUGAUGUUGGGAUGACACCAACAGAAGUAACCAAACUUAUUCAAUAUUUAAAAGCCCAUAUUGAAAAUGAUAUAAGAGGCAACUUUGUUGUUGGAUGCUACUCAGACAAGAUUGAUGAGGAGGGAAGUACUUUAUCAAAAUACAUCCACCAUUCAGCAGAUUUAUUUCUGGAAGUUAAAGGUCUUGAAACUGGAUACUGCAAAGAUGUCCAUGGCCAGUUGCUGGCUCACUGGCCUCAGGGUUACCUGCGGGAGAAGGCCGUGACUAAGUCCUGGCAGUACAAGCUCACAGACAAAACCUGCGCUCUGUUUGCAGCUGGCAUGUCCUCUGCUGUCCUUUGAUUCAUUUGGAGGUCUGCUGUCCUCUGAUUUAUUUGGAUGUACGUAAAGUACACAAGAUAAAAGGAAAUAAAGUAACAUCUGCUUGAGUCACAUUCUGUUUCAACUUUGUGAAUGAUAAAUGUCAGUGUUGUAUGUAAAAUCCAAUGGUUUAAUGAUACAUCCAUUCUUCAAAGAUGAACUUGUAUCUCUUUCUGUGACCAUAAUCAUGAUGACCAUGUUCAGAGUUCUGCUUAUGGUAUUCAGAAUCAACUUCUGUAAUAAAGUACAUAUUGAAAUCUGGGACCAAUAAUACAUGUAAUCCUACUCCCAGUUCAGCGCCGUAGCCUCACUGAGGCACACCCUCGAUUAAAAUUAAGAGAGCAAAUAAAUAAAAAUAAAUAAUACAAUGAAAACUAAUAAGAUCGACCUCUGAAUUCGUGAAACGACUACAAUGUUACAUUUAAUUAUGAAAAAUGCCGUAGCAGCAGACACUGAGCCAAACCAAGGCACCUUCUUUGCUGUCAUUUAGCACUGCUGGGACUCUGUACAAUAUAUCAAACCCUACAGCAAUGCCUGUUUAAAACAUAAACUCUUUCUCCCAGUUUAUCCGUUAGUUUUUCAAAGUAGGCCUUGAGUGUAAUGCUUAUUGUGAUAUUUUUUAGUAAAAUGCCUUCUAUCGAACGAUGUUCAUUAAAUGCACCUGAACAAGUUCAAGCCCACAUGUAGUGUCUUUAGACUAAAUGAAAGCUUUUGAUUAUAAAGUUUUAAAAAGUUUCACCUUAAAAACGAUUAUCUUUAUAUCAAAUAAGUAGGUACAUGUGAGUAGGUGCCUUCAUAGGUGCAUCUAAUGAUUUUUGGAAGUACAAAGCGUGUCAAUACUAAUACCUAUGCACAGAGAGAUAGUACUCGCACCGUUCGUCCAUCCCUUAACACCGUGUUUCACAUGUUAGGUAGUCAAUUUAAAUCCAAAUUCAUUGAAAACGUAAUGUUAUUCGAGAGCAGCGGGUGUGUCGCGCAUACCAUUUAUGCUCUCAAAUGUCAAGAUCAAGCCAAUUGAUAGGGAUUUAAUACUAUUAACAGCUGUAACUCGUUAACUUAUAAUCAGAGAUCAGACUACAGCAAUGUAGAACAGUCUAGAUAGGUACAUGUAUGUCACGCGCAGCCUUGAAGGGUGUGUCAAUCAUAAAAUUUGUGUUCUCAUCUUAAAGAUCAAGAUCGCCAUUAGCGGCCAAUAAAGGUAUCAAGAAGGUAAUUCGUGUCUCGGCUGUAACAUGGUCUCUUUCAAAUGAAUUUUGAUCACGCUUCACGAAAGUGUAGAGCAGCUUGUGAUGGUAUCGCCCAUAGCAUGCAUGUUGUAACCACCAGCCCAGGUCAAAGAUACGGGAGCAGGACUUUUCAACCCCAAGACUUUUCAACCCCUUCUGAAAACGAAGACUUUUCAACCCUUAGACUUUUCAAUCCCUAUUUAAAAAAAAAAAAUUAAAUAUAUCGUCGUUAAUUUCGUUGUUUGUCUGUCUUUGUUUCCGGAGAAUUAACUUUCAUUCCUAAUUAUGUAUUACCGAGACGCUUUGUCAACAGGGAAACAAAAUGGCGGAGUUCGGCGAUCCCUGUCCGAUUUCUCAAAUUGACAGACGCAUGUUUAUGGUCCAAACACGUGGUUGAUCACAGGAGACACAUUUUGCUGUCUUCAUAAUGAAAAUAUUUAGGAUAAAGUUCGCGGUGUUAUUUAUCCAUGUCCAAAAUAAAACUUACUUUUGGCUUAACUGCGAGGUUCACAUUAAUUUAUCCGCAAUUAUCAAUGUUUAUUUAUUUCGCCUAAUUUAAGUCCCAUUAACUGAAAUCCAAACAAUAACCUGCGAAAGUUUUAACAACACAUUUAUAGGAAUGUGUCGGCUGCAGAUCAAACGGUACAAUUUGUGACGUCAGAGCACGAGCGGUAAUAAGAUCAAACACGCGUGGCUAUGGUUUGUACUUAAAUCGGUCGGUCGGAUACCGUAUGAUACCACUUGAUUGCCAGGAUUUAUAUAAUAAUCUAUAAUCGUCGUCUGGGAAUCUUAAAACAUUGACCGAAAUGUUUGAAUUCACUACGAAUAUGAAUGAAACUUUGCUUGUUACGAGAAUAAUGUUAUUUUAUAAAUAAUAAAAUAAGAUACGUAAAAUAAAUCCAUAUUCGCGUUUACUUGUUCUGUUAUUAACCGACCACCACAUAAAAGAGCUCACAGUUGACAAGAAAAUCGGCGAUUUUCUUCAAGCAAAUUAACAAAUUUAGUUGAUAAAUGACUGAUUCGCUAGAACAUCAUCAUAGAUUUGUAGAAAUUGAAGUGCUGGAUUUGGUCUAAAAACCGAUCGCGUCUUAUAACGGAGUAUUGUAUACUAAAAAACACCAAAUUUCAUGGGCAAAAUUGGCGGGAAAAUUUGGUAGUCGAAGGUAAGGAAAUGAUUUCAGACGUUAAACAAAGCUGUUUUUUCUGACUUUUUGUUUAUGGAAAGCUUAGAUAUAAUAUAAUUGAUUUGAUGCAACAGAAUUUUGCAUGCAAUCGAAACUGUAAAAAAAAAAUCCCGACCGACCGACCCCAUUUUUUUCUCGCCAUGUUACCGGAAACACAGGUAUU
Messenger RNA from Mya arenaria, 3457 nucleotides. Its product is annotated as elongator complex protein 6-like. Bases 72 to 866 code for a protein of 264 amino acids. Gene Ontology annotation, cellular component: elongator holoenzyme complex. Gene Ontology annotation, biological process: tRNA wobble uridine modification. Lineage: Eukaryota; Metazoa; Mollusca; Bivalvia; Myida; Myidae. The transcript is spliced from 2 exons. The record is from RefSeq and is a predicted model, not a curated record.